ACUGGCCAAAAUGAAACGCUCCCUGCCGACACCGGUCGAAGAAAUGAAUCAUGGGACCGCGUUGCUGUGGAAACGACGGUAACCCGUUUCCCUUCACCCAGCAUGUUCAUUCCCCUUGGCUGAAAACCUGCUAGUGGAGUAAAAAGGAAAAAAAAGUCCACCUUUGCUGCAUGAUAGUUGUAGUUUGAUGUCUUAACUAGUUUAAUGCUAACAGCAGCCGAUGGUAACGGCUCAUCCGCCAGUGAUUAGCGAGCUAGCAUGCUAGCGACAUGACUGUUUUUAUUUAUCUCCAUUAUCACUUUCAUAAGCAUGAUCUUGGGCUGGGCGAUAUGGCCUUUAAAUAUAUUUUUUUCCCUUAUAAAAAUCAAAUUUUUAAUAGAUUUUGAUUUAUUAAUAGAUGCAUUUUAUGUACACUGAUUGCAUUCCACUUGGCUCCUUUCUGAGUCCCUCGCAAAACAAUAAAAACAAAAAUUAAAAAAUAUUCCGUUCGUGUUAGCUGUUUUUUUUUUUUUUUUUUUAGUGACUAUUAAAAUAUAGUAUUAUUGUCUUCCAGGGGUCGGAAAAGACUAAAUAUAGCGACUAAAUCACAAAGCCGGCAACACUGACUGUUUUUGUAAACUGGCUCCUCUGUAAGCAGCCAUGUUGUUAGGGGAAGCAGUGCAUAUCAAAUAGGCAAAAUGGAGAAGUAUUUAAAUUAAUUACAUUUAUUUGGAUUUCUUUGUAAUAGAUUAUGAAUAUUUAGGUUGAAAGGUUAAAAACUGACGUUCGCAUUUAUGUUCUUGGUCCUUGGAAAAAUUCCCCCCUGUAAGAAGUCCCUGGUCCCCAAAAAUGUAAGAAAUCCUAAACGUAGCUCCUCCCCGACAUACAAAGCUUGUCUGUCAUUUGGGAUGUAUCACUUCAACAUAGUUCCUUCAUACAGAUGUACUACUUCCCUAUUAGACAGAGGUUUGGCACCAUCUUGGGGCAUCUUAUGACAUUCCAGAAAGUUUUUCAGCAAGUGAUUUAAUUAGCGAAACGUGAACCACGUAUGUGCAGGGAAUUACUGUAAUCGAUCAAAUCAAACAAUCGGCCAGCCCUAGCAUUAUGUUCCAGGAGGGGUCCAUACAGCUUGUGUGCCUCACAGCCAACAGCGGGGUUCCCCUAUUUACAAGGGGUGCCUCCAGACAGCUCCCCUUCUCAAUCAUUGGCUCCCUGAAUGGCGUUCACAUGUUCGGAAGAGGACAAGGGGUGCUGUUGUCCAGUUGUGAGACGGAGGGCGGCGGGAGAGUGGUGUGGCGAGUCUUCCAGGACAGCUUGAUGCUCAUCGCCGUGAGCGCGGCUCACCAGGCGGGCCAGGCUGCGGACAGCAGUAAAGGGGAGCGCCUACAUCUCCAGCGCCUCCUGGAGAACGUGUGGAGCUGCAUGGUGAUGGUCCUGGGCCAGGACGAGCUGGUCAACGCGAGGAACGUGGAGCGACUGAAGAGGGACCUGCGCUCAUGCUUCGGCCUCAUCGACGAGCUGCUGGCGGAGCGUCGCCCGGGGGUCCUGGGCCACCUGACGCACUGCGCCGACUGCUUUCUGCCCCCGCAGCCGACCCUCCUCCAGGAGGCCGUGCAGGGCUUCGCCAAAGCUGCUGAAAGCGAGUUCGGCUGCCUCCUGGUCCACGGGCGGGUCGUCGCUGCCACGGAGAUGUGGUGGCGCCUGGCCCCGCGGGAAAUAGUCCUGCUCUCGGCUUUAAUGCGGGUCCUCUCAGACUCCGGUGCCGCCUCCUGUGACUACCCGGUGUUCCUCCCUCAGGGCAGCCCCACCGUGGCCCACCGCCUCCUCCGCUUCCAGCUGCUCCUGGGGGCCGACGUGUGUGUGCUGUGUGGCCCUUUGCCCUCCCUUCACGGCGCAGAGAGUGCCCUGGUGGGUCGCUUCUGGUCACCCCUGACGGACACCCUGAGAGACUGCCUCGCUUUAGGAGAAAGCUGUCUUCCCCCAUCCGUGACCGUACGCCCCGACGUGCUGGCCUUCCUCCUCAUCAACCGCGAGAGCCACCGCUCCGUCUCCUGCGUGCCCGCCCCCUCGUGCGCCCGGCCCCAAAGCGACCCGCCCUCGCCCUCUGCGGCUCGCUGCUGGGAGCUCCUCAAGCUCUUCUACGUUUUCUGCAUGACGCGCUACUUCAAGCAGGAGGAGGCGGAGGCCGCCACGGCGGAGGAGGGCGCCGCCCACCAGUGGAACACAGAGGACUUUGUUGCUGGAUUCUCCCACCAGCCACAGCAGUGCUAUUUGGUCACAGACGAGUGUAAAAGUUUCGCACUUCAGACGCCACAGCAUCAACUCUUCCUCCUGGCACUGCCGACGGCGCCGACAUUUGCCCUGAACAACAUCGCUGCACAGACUCUCUCAAGUAUUACUGCUGCUACUGAUUUCUAAUGACCUUAUUUCUAACUGCCACCAAGGCUUAAAAGUCCUAUCUUGAUUCAGGAUCUUUAUUAGCCAACUUAUUCCCCCCCCCCCCCUGUAUCACUGUUCUGAAUAGACGACACAGACACAUAAUGGGGGCGGAAAGUCAGCUCCCAAAUUUCCUGCUAGAGUCGUAACAAGCCUCUUUUACUCUGAGACAUCUCUGCCCUGUGUUUGAAAGGCACCGUUGCAGCAUGGAGUGUAAGUUAACCUGAGAAUUUUAGUCAUGACCAGAUUGUAAAGUUUAACUUAGACUCUUUUUGUUGUGUUGAAAGCAGUCGUUGCUCUGAUGUCGCCAAAAUCAAUGAGCAACGCGCAGCAGCUGUGCGAGCAUGCACUUGAGUCACGGACGGCAUUGUCCCGCUUCAGGGAGUUCCAUUUGAAAGGCAACAGGCAAAUAAAUGCCGCCUCAGCUGUUAGGCCAAUUUACAAGUGGAGAUCAGAUACUCUCUUCUCUCGCCCUGUUGUGCCGAAAGCAAUCGUCCCACUGCUAUUUUAUACAUCAAACUAUCUAGCCAUCCAUUAUCUGAGUCGCUUAUCCUCACAAGGGUCGCGGGACCGUUGGGCAGGUGGCGGGCUACACCCUGAACUGGUUGCCAGGGCACAUAUAAACAAACAACCAUUCGCACUCAUAUUCACACCUACGGGCAAUUUAGAGUCUUCAAUUAACCUACCAUGCGUGUUUUUGGGAUGUGGAAGGAAACCGGAGUGCCCGGCGAAAACCCACGCAGGCACGGGGAGAACAUGCAAACUCCACACAGGCGGGGCCGGGAUUGAACCAAGGUCCUCAGAACUGUGAGGCAGACGCUCUAACCAGUCAUCUACCGUGCCGCCACAUCAAGCUAGAUUAAUUCUUAUCUGACAGAUACAUUCACAGACCACUGUUACAGCUCUGAAGCAACAAUUUGUUGUGUUUAAAAGAGGCUAAAGAUGUGUAUUUUCUUAAUGGGAUUGUAUUGUUUAAUGACAAAUCAAUGGAAAUGGACAACAAAAUUACAGUGGGGAAAAAAUACUACACAUACACGUUUUAUUUGAAUUAGUCCCUAAAUUUAAGGGUUAUUGUUCUUUACUAAACAAUUAACAACUAAACAAACUCCCCUUAACUGCUUUGUGUUUUCACCGCAUAAACUGUUAUUUCAUUUCUUUAAUCACCAUCAUCAUCAUACCCAAUCAUGUGUAGACCAUACAAACCACUUCCUGUUUGAAGUCACUCAUUCAUUACUAGGAGUGUACAAGACAAUCGCAAAGAUAAAAAGAAAAAUAGUACAACUAAUAAUCAUACGUGUUAUUCAAAAAGGGCGACCACGUACAACUCCGAACAGAUCCAAUCCACAGAUGAUAAUAAUCAGCAUCGGUUUUGAGUGACACCGUCAAAGAGGUAUUCAUUUAACAAUAUGUUUAGUGUGGUGGAGAGAUCUAUAUGAACUGUAAAUGCUGUCUAUGUGAAAUGUAUUAUGAUAAAAAUGCAACUAU
Messenger RNA from Phycodurus eques (leafy seadragon), 3900 nucleotides. It is a transcript of the gene fuz, whose product is annotated as fuzzy planar cell polarity protein. The transcript has a single exon. The record is from RefSeq and is a predicted model, not a curated record. Lineage: Eukaryota; Metazoa; Chordata; Actinopteri; Syngnathiformes; Syngnathidae. Gene Ontology annotation, biological process: vesicle-mediated transport; non-motile cilium assembly. The coding region runs from base 1084 to 2397 and encodes 437 amino acids.